UUAUUACAAAUUAUAGGCAAAUGGCGCGCGUCGUCGACCAUCGCGUGCCGAUCGUUGCCUUUUUGUAAGGACUAUUCUGUUGUCUACGUUUACUACUAAUGUAGCUACUCCUAGGACAAAAUUGUUGACGUGAAAUUAUAAACUUAGCUUAGUAAACAGUUGCGUGUUCACUUUGAAAGUGAAAGGUGAGCUAUAGCCUAAGCUAGCUGGUGACCUAAAUCCACCCGACGGGUGUUUUAACAUAAGAACUUACUUGUGGAAAGUGUUUAGUUUGUGGAGAUGGCUUCUGGAAAAGCACAAACUGUUCUUGGUCUUAUCGAGCCUUCCAAGCUUGGACGGACUCUCACUCAUGAACACCUUGUCAUGGAUUACAAGAACUGCUUCUUUAAACCAGUGAGAGAGUCUGACAUGGAGACAGUUAAUCUCAAUGAAAUAACUUUACGCAAUCUGAACUGGAUCUAUCAAAAYCCYUACAGCCAUAAAUACAACCUUUCACUUGGUGAUGAGCCACUUGACGAGAUUAUUAGUGAGGCAGCGGAGUUCAAGAAAGAGGGAGGUUCAACCAUUGUGGAGAACACUACUAAUGGCAUCCAAAGAAAUGUGGAACUGCUGAAAAAGAUCUCUUUGGCCACUGGACUCAAUGUCAUAUCAGGGACAGGGUUUUACUUGGAUCACACAGUAACAGAAGAGAUGAAGGCUCUUACUGUAGAGGAAAUGUCAAAUAUGAUGACUAAAGAUUUAACAGUUGGUGUAGACAGCACUGGGAUCAAGUGUGGUGUGAUUGGUGAGGUAGGUUGUUCAUGGCCACUAGCACCAUUUGAAAAGAAAUCUUUACAAGCUUCAGCUAUGGCACAAACAGACACAGGUGCACCUGUCAUUAUCCAUCCAGGACGAAAUGAUUUCUCUCCCAAAGAAUGCCUUAGAGUGUUCCAAGAGGCAGGUGGCGAUGUAAAGAAAACUGUGAUGUCGCAUCUUGACCGUACCAUCUUUGACCGUAAAAUUCUUGUUGACCUGGCUGAAACUGGUUGCUAUCUAGAGUAUGACUUGUUUGGUAUGGAGAUGAUACAUUACCAGGCAAACCCUGCUGUUGACAUGCCAAGUGACUCACAGAGAGUUCAAGAGAUCAAGUUUUUGAUUGAUGAAGGCUAUGAAGACCAGAUAAUGAUGGCACAUGAUGUUCAUACACGACACAGGCUUCUCAAGUAUGGUGGUCAUGGAUACUCGCACAUUCAAGUGAAYAUCAUUCCCAAGAUGCUUAAAAGAGGAAUAUCACAAGAGGUUGUUGAUAAAAUACAAAUAGACAAUCCAAGAACAUGGCUGACAUUCAAGUAGGACAAAUAGUUGGUAAAGUCAGCUCUUCCUUCCCUGUUCUAUUGUCAGGGAAGAAUUUGUCUAAAACCACUAGUAUAGUAUAGGAGUCAAAAUAAGAUUUUAUUGAAUUUUCAUUCUCAUGAUUGGAAUAGUAGAGCUUACCUUUUCAUAUUUUCUAAGGAGCAUAUAAAAAUUGAGAUAUAAAAGCCCCUCCCUCCGAGGGAGGGAAUGAAUGCUCUGAAUGCUAUUGCUACUACUAAUAGUAACCACAGUACCCACUUAUCUCCCAGGUAUCUCUGGUCUGGUCUGGUCUUUAGUACAGUACUCAAAGUUAACAUUGUAAAGUUUCAAUUUGUAGUAUAUUUGAAAUUUUAGGAUAAAUAGGUUCUUUUGUAAAGGGUGUUAUUUGUAGGUUAACAGGUUUUUAAAUUUUAGGUUCUUAUAAAGAAUGUAUCGGUCACUACUGCACUUCUAUUGCUGCAAUUGUUAGUACUAUAUUUUUGAUAUCAAUCAUGUGUGACAAAAUCCUUAUAAUCCUGUAUUUUUAUAAUGAUUAUACACUACUCGAUUAAGUAGACAUAAAUCGAUUAAAAUUAAUCAAUGCUUGCAAUAAAAUAACUUUUCGUAGUUUUUUCCUGGAGUUUUUUCACAAUUUUACGAAACUUUAUCCAGUUAAAUGUUACAAUUUCCCGGUUUAAUAAAUUCUUUUUCCUGAU
Molecule: messenger RNA, 2027 nt
Organism: Exaiptasia diaphana
Lineage: Eukaryota; Metazoa; Cnidaria; Anthozoa; Actiniaria; Aiptasiidae
Product: phosphotriesterase-related protein-like
Exons: 3
Coding region: 280-1332 (350 amino acids)
Biological process (GO): catabolic process
Molecular function (GO): zinc ion binding; hydrolase activity, acting on ester bonds
Source: RefSeq, a predicted model, not a curated record